AAUUUUUAUAACAUAGGAAGAAAGACUCUAAUUAGACUACAACCUUCACAAUUUUCUUGGAAAUGAGGAGUUUAAUAUGCAUUCUUCAACCUUAGCAAUAGGGAGGAUUCAACCUUAAGACCUCAAGAUUAAAAAAAAUGAAUCCUCAACCAAUUAUAAACCUUACUUGGUAAAACAACAAAAGAUAUUGACUACGGAUCUCGUCCAUGUUUCUCAUACCAAAUGGUAUCAAGACUAUCAACCUUGUGUCCAACUUUUAAUAUGGCGUCUUCAUAUUAAUACAUGCUACUAAUAAAGACUCUCCACUUAGAAAGGUUACACUCCAUUCGAUAGAAUACUGAAACUUAAACUAGAGAAAGAAAGGAAUCUACUUCUUUUAUCCAUCCUUCGUUUGUACUCAUUUACUUCCCAGGUGCUGAUGUGCAUGUAAUAAAUUACUCCCUUCAUUCCCGAAUAAAAACCUAAUUUUUCCAAAAAUUAUUGUCCCUAAUUAAAAACUCGUCUUUCAUAUGGGUGAGAUCCGUCAUCCACUAACUUCUAUUCUUUAAUCAAUUUAAAUCAACAAAAUCAUGAAAUCUCACUAUAGUUUCUCUCAUUUCCCCAAAAAACAAUAAACUAUUCUCACUGUCAUUUAUUUAUUCAACUUUAAUCAACGAUUCCUUGCCAAAAUUCCUCUCCUAAAACUUUCGUUUCUAUGAAAAAAGGAAUUUUUUUUUCACAAACAGAGGUAAUAUUUUCAUUUUGUGCAUUAAAGCUUUAGUAAGACAAAAUAUAUAAACCCACAUUACCUACUGGAAACUAGCAGCCUAGAACUACCUCUAUUGGUACUCAAUCGGCACAUUAUCAAUUCAAAUAAGCCAACAAGAAGUAGAUGAUUUCGGACAGCAGGAUUAACAAAACAAAAUAUUCAUAAACAAAAUCAACAGCUAAUUAGUUAUAUAUAAAACUACUUUUAAGUAUUACCAAAUUUAGAAAGAAAGCAUUGAAGAUGCUCUAGAUGAGGACAAACUGGUUUUCUUUUAGAGGCUAACUUGAGACAAAAGCAAAAGCUGGAGUGCUGGAUGGUAACCCUCUACGGGAUGUCAUCUACCAUGAAGUACAGAAUCAAUCCUAAAUCCCUAUCAAGUUCCAUGAUUUUGAUCUCGUGAUGUUUCCUUCCAGAUUGGGUCACCUCUUUUGUCUGAGCACUAAUUAAGUUGUAUUAGUCUGUCUCACUCUAUCUCCCAAUCUAAUGGCCCAAAAACUAUCCUGUAUAUAUAAAUAAGACUGUUUAAUCUCCAAAAUAUCACACCAAUCACCAUCAAUACAUCACUCAAGAAGCCAUCUAAAAAAAAGACAGGGCAAUCAGUGAGGCAGAGAAAGAGAAAUGGCAGAUUGGGGACCAGUGGUGGUUGCGUUGGUUCUGUUUAUUCUGUUGACACCGGGACUGCUGUUUCAGCUGCCCGGGAAGAGCAGAGUAGUGGAGUUUGGAAGCUUGCAGACCAGUGGGAUGUCAAUAAUAGUCCACACCGUCAUCUACUUCUGCCUCAUCACCAUUUUCCUAAUUGCUGUUGGCGUCCAUAUAUACACCAACUAGUUCUCACUCCUAUGCUGAGAUUUUCAUGUUUCAACUGUCUGCUAUUUUGAUUUGUCAUUUAUUGGUUUGUUGAUAUUCAAAUCCAUUACUUUAGGGAUGUUUGGCACUCCUAAAAUGUAAUCCUUUUAAGAUGUUUAAUGAUAUAACAAUUUCUAUACUAUAGACUACUGAGAAAUACUGUGAUCUUUAACAUUCGCACAAUUGCAACAAAGCAUAAACUACACAGUAAUGCUCGACAAGAAGAGGUAUGAACUAACAAACAGCAAAUCACAAACUAUCACGACAACAAUAAAGAUUUUGCACUCUGUAGAUUGAUGCAAUUGACCUAAAGUUUGUGUUAACAAAUAACACCCUUGGUAAUAGCAAUAGCAUAAUAGCAUAUAUAAGCCUGAUACUAUUAACUGUUUACAAAUCAGCCAGGUAGACGCGUAAAACAUUAAAACAUAGCAUUUUUACAUAUAUAAUUGUGAAAGUAUUUUAAGCAGAACAACAAAAGCAUACUUGACAUAUUCAGAGGAAAAGGAGAUUCUACUCUGUUUUUUUAAUAUAGUUAGGGGAUUCAGAGAAGUUUGUUCAAACUGUAAUAGAGGGGCAAAAAAAAAAAAAAAAGAGGAGACCAAUUUGUUCAGAGUAACAAAACCUUUCACCUAAGAAAAAUAAAAACUAAGUCUGAUCUAGCCAAAUAAUGAAUCUAAAUUGACCGUAGAAAAUAAAAAAUUAAAUAAGACAAAAAAAAAAAAAAAAAAAAAAAAAAAAAAAAAAAAAAAGUAAAAGUAAAGGAAAUCAAACCAAUUUUAAGAAAUGUUACUAUAGAGAAAAUGCAUUAUAGUAUAAAGUAGCAAUAUGCAAAUAAAAUUAGUAGUUCGUUUUUAAUAUCUUAAAACUAAUACUAUAGAUAUUUCCUAGCACUUGUGGUGUUGUAAUAAAAAAAAAGUUGGACAAAUCAAACCUUAAAACAUAAGAAAAAGAGAUGGGUUUUUUUUACCUUUCAACUUAAGGGUUUGUGCCAAAUUGUGUUCACUUACGUUGAAAAGGUCAAAAGGAAACUAGUCAAACUACAACACACACACGCACGCAAUCUGGUCAAACCCUCAAAAGAAAUCAAGGCCGUUCAAGGUACUUCAAACCCCCAAAAAAAAUAACAUAAAAAAAAAUUUAUUUUAGAAAAAUAUAAAUAAUAUAGAAUGAAAAAUGGUGCUAGAGUUGAACCCAUGUAUUUCCAUAGACCAUUUCUUCCUGAUCUAGUUAUCCCUUCUUAAUAGAACAGAAACCACUGCAUCCAGAGAAAUCCAAGAUUACAGAACAAAUGGCACUUUGGGCAGUAUCCUUGGUGGUGCUGGCAUUUGUAUUGAGCGUAGUGCUAUCACCAGGAAUGGAAUUCCAGCUACCAGGUAAUAGUUCUCAGUGAAAUUCAAAACGAGGCACAAUUGUUCUCUCUAUUUUUUUUAUUCCACUUUUCUUUCUCGCUCUCAUCGCCAUUUUAUUACAGUAGCAUAUGACCAGGAAACUAAGAGUCCAAGACACAUAGCAUCUGAUUGUAUUUGCUAUUCUUUUGGUCUGAAAGCCCCGUCUAGUAGUUAGAAAUAUGGCUAUAAAAUUGGGUGUAUUUUUUUUUUUUUUUGGUCUAAAGUAAUUAAUUUAUGUUGUUCAUAUGCAGACCCCCUCAUCUGUCUGCUCAUCUGCAGUGGACCUUGGUGCUAACUUCUUAUUUCAUUUGUAAGUGUCUAGUAUCUCUGUAUCUCAAAUGCCAGGUCAAGUAAGCACAAAAAGUGAAGAAUUUUGGGGCUACGAGAGCAGCUGAAGUGUGACUUUUACUACGAGGAUGAAAAGGAACUGUGAACCAUGUAAAUCAAUUCUGUAUGUUUUUUUUUUUUUUUUUU
This is a messenger RNA of Chenopodium quinoa (quinoa), 3456 nucleotides long. RefSeq lists its product as uncharacterized. NCBI's taxonomy places the organism in Eukaryota, Viridiplantae, Streptophyta, Magnoliopsida, Caryophyllales, Amaranthaceae. The record is from RefSeq and is a predicted model, not a curated record. The coding region runs from base 1367 to 1576 and encodes 69 amino acids. The transcript has a single exon.